ACUCGCAUGUCAAGUCGUCGUUUGUGUGUCGCAUGUGUUUUUUCUAUUUUGUCGAGUGUGAAGUGUCGAUCGUGUCGCAGGUGUGUGCAGCAAGCCCCAUCAACUCAAGAAGAAUUUAUCUUGCAGAUCCAGGAACAAGAGCUCAAGAUUUCAAGCCCAAGGGACGCGGAUAAAUAUUAAAUAUUUGUACUCCUAAGACUAUUGUGGCUGCUAUACCUCCUGCCAGUCAAACCGCCAUAGCGUCGUCAAAUCUUCAUGGAAUUUCAUGAUUCAACUUGCUGCUGAUAGACGACAGCAACACGCUCCAGAUCCAAUUUACACAUCACCGUUUGAUUCAGUGACCAGAUCGUUAUCAGUAUUUGAAGCCGUCUGACAGAAAUCCGACUGUGCUCUCUAUCUCUCAUUAUAGGCACAUCUAAGCCUAUUGUGAUUAUAACAAGUGGUAUCAGAGCCCCUUGGAGCUGUCUCGACCAUGCCUAGGCCUGAGGAAGGGGGUGGCAGAGGUGUUGGAGGCAGAGAAGACGCCCAAGCACAAGGUCAACACCAAGAUCCACCCGUUGCUCCGGUGCAACCUAGCCUUGGACCCUCUAGGGAUGAGCCUAGAGUGUUUGGCCUUGACAAGUUCAACGGUGACAACUUUGCUGAGUGGUCCUUCAAGAUGGAGAACAUCUUUGACCAUUAUGAUCUGCUGGAGGUGAUGGAAGGAACGGAGAAGCACCCCGAGAACGACCCGGAGAAGAGCCCGUGGGUGCGGAAGAGCGCACAAGGCUACCUUCUACUUGGGCAAGCGUUGGGGAGCAGCCAAAUCCGUCACAUCAAGCCUUUUCAGCGUGAACCAGCAAAGGGACCAAAGGCAUGGGCUGCUCUCAAGGGUGUAC
Molecule: messenger RNA, 878 nt
Organism: Closterium sp. NIES-67
Lineage: Eukaryota; Viridiplantae; Streptophyta; Zygnematophyceae; Desmidiales; Closteriaceae
Source: the annotation of a GenBank genome assembly